AAACUCCACCCUCUUCCAACACUUACCAGGAAGAGACUGACUUAUUGUUUCUCUUUUCUGUCAUACUGACUCUCUUCUCUCUUGACAAAAGCAAUAAAGAAUCAGCAAUCAGUGGAGAAUGAAGAGAAACACUUUCAAGAAGGAUUUUUGAGACAUUUGUUUCUGAACAGAUUGUUGUGAUUUUCAAGGUGAUUCAUUUUUAAAACCGUCGUUCAGAAAGUGAAAGUAAAGUUUCUAUUGCUGGAGCUCAAACAGUGAAAAUGGCUUCACUAAAUGUUUCUGCUGAAGAGCUUUCUUGUCCCAUGUGCUGUGAAAUCUUCAAGACUCCUGUUAUUUUAUCAUGUAGUCACAGUGUCUGUAAAGAGUGUCUUCAACAGUUCUGGAGAACCAAGAAAACUCAGGAGUGUCCUGUCUGCAGGAGAAGAUCCUCAAAAGAGCGUCCUCCAAUUAAUCUUGUGUUAAAAAACUUGUGUGAGUCGUUCCAGAUGGAGAGAAGGUCUGAGGAGAUCUGCAGUUUACACAGUGAGAAACUCAAACUCUUCUGUCUGGAGGACAAACAGCCUGCGUGUUUAGUGUGUAUUAAUUCACAAAAACACAUCAGUCACACAUUCAGACCCAUCUGUGAAGUGGUUUCAUCAUAUAAGGAGGAGCUCAAUACAGCACUGAAGUCCUUACAAGAGAAACUUCAACACAAUGAAGAAAUGAAAGGAAAGUUUGAGAAAACAGUUCAACACAUCAAGUCUCAAGCUGAGCACACAGAGCGUCAGAUUAAACAGCAGUUUGAGGAGCUUCAUCAGUUUCUCAGAGAUGAAGAAGAAGCUACAAUCACUGCACUGAGGGAGGAAGAGGAGCAGAAGAAGCAGAUGAUGAAGAAGAAGCUGGAGGAGAUGAACAGACACAUCUCAGCUCUUUCACACACAAUCAAAGACAUGGAGGAGAUGAUGAAAGCCAAUGACGUCCGUUUUCUGAAGGAGUUUCCAGUCUCAAAGGAAAGAGUCCAGAGCUCACAGCCGGAUCCACAGAUGGCUUCUGGAGCUUUGAUUCAUGUGCCGCGUUACUUGGGCAACCUGCAGUUCAGAGUUUUGAAGACGAUGCAGGACAUCGCCCAAAACUCUCCUGUGAUUCUGGAUCCAAACACUGCGAAUCCAUAUCUCGUCCUGUCUGAUGAUCUGACCAGUGUGAGAAACAGCGGGAUCGAUCAACCUCUUCCUGAUAAUCCAGAGAGAUUUGACUGUUCUCUCUGUGUUCUGGGUUCAGAGGGUUUUAACUCAGGAACACACUGCUGGGAUGUGGAGGUUAAAGAGAGUCACUGGUGGACUCUUGGAGUAACUACAGCAUCAAAACAGAGGAAGGGACGUGAUUUCUUCAACACUGAUGUCUGGAGUGUGGAAUAUAGACAGUACAGAUGGGCUCCAGGUUCUAGUUUUCGUGUCAAUCAGGAUCUUGAUCGUGUGAGAGUGAAUCUGGACUAUGACAGAGGAACGGUGUCGUUCUCUGAUCCUGUAACUAACACACAUCUACACACAUUCACACACACCUUCACUCGCACACUCUUUCCAUUCUUCAGGUGUUCUGGCUCUCUGAGGAUCUUACCGGUCAGUGAUCGUUACUCCUAUAGGUCUGGAUCUUCCUGCUUUCAUCAUGUUUCCAAUAUUUAAUCCAGAUCACAUGAGUAAGAGUGCUGUUGAUCUGAAUAUCAGUACGGUGGCUGUGAUUGGGCCGUGAUGAUCACAUGACUGAUAUCAGCACUACAGCAACACUCACACUCUCAUAUUUCACAUCAACAGAUCAAUAAACAACAAGUUUAUUUAA
This is a messenger RNA of Megalobrama amblycephala (Wuchang bream), 1812 nucleotides long. Its product is annotated as nuclear factor 7, ovary-like. The record is from RefSeq and is a predicted model, not a curated record. The coding region runs from base 261 to 1658 and encodes 465 amino acids. The transcript has 6 exons. NCBI's taxonomy places the organism in Eukaryota, Metazoa, Chordata, Actinopteri, Cypriniformes, Xenocyprididae. Gene Ontology annotation, molecular function: zinc ion binding; protein binding.